Messenger RNA from Talaromyces atroroseus, 933 nucleotides. RefSeq lists its product as hypothetical. NCBI's taxonomy places the organism in Eukaryota, Fungi, Ascomycota, Eurotiomycetes, Eurotiales, Trichocomaceae. Bases 1 to 933 code for a protein of 310 amino acids. The record is from RefSeq and is a predicted model, not a curated record. Gene Ontology annotation, cellular component: cytosol; nucleus. The transcript has a single exon.
AUGUCCCUCCACAUCGCCAUCCUCGACACCGACGUCCCCGUGCCUACCGUCUACGCAGCCCGCGGCCUGUACAGCUCUCAGUUCCGCGUGCUGCUCCAAUCCGCCGCGGCGCGAUUGAGCCAGUCCUCCUCGCCUGGUGCCAAACAUGUCCAAAUCCACACCUCUGCCUACGACGUCGUUGGCGGCGCAUAUCCGGCACUGGACAUGCUGAAAACAUCACCAUCAUCAACAACAACAACAACAAAGGGGACCAUCGACGCCCUCCUCAUCACCGGCUCGGCCGCAUCCGCAUACUACCAGGGCGCGCAGUACCAAUGGAUAGCGCAACUGCAGUCGUUUCUCCGGCGCGUGUGGACAGACUACCCGGCCGUGAAGAUGUUCGGGUCGUGUUUCGGGCAUCAGAUUAUCGCCCAGGCGUUGCUGGGCGGGACCGUGCAAGUCGAGGCGUGUCCGAUGGGGUAUGAGGUCGGCAUUCACCCGAUCUCGUUGAACCCGGCGUUUGCGACGGGCACGCUGCUGGGGAGGAUGCUGGCGGCCGGGUUGAAGAGCAAAGAUGGGAAACUGCGUGUGCAGCUUGUGCAUGGGGACCGCGUGGUUGGGCUGGUCGAGCAGCCCUGGCUCAACAUCGGGAGUACGCAGCUCUCGCCCGUGCAGGGACUGUACUACCCCGGGCGCGUGCUGACGUACCAGGGCCACUUCGAGUUCGAUGCAUUUGUCAAUGCAGAGACGGUGCUGGAGUUUGCGCGGCGGUGCGCGUGGGCAGAGCCGGUGGUGAGCGAGUAUUUGCGGCGGAUUGCGAGUUGCGCGGAGGACGACGCGGAGUUGGCGGCGGCGGUGGUGGUGCUCUUUCUCACCGAGUCUGCAGAGAUGCAUCCAGCUGUCGAGACUGGGCUGGCCACGCCGCCGGAUGAAUCAUGUCAUGAAAUUAGCUAG